Molecule: messenger RNA, 1647 nt
Organism: Cinclus cinclus
Lineage: Eukaryota; Metazoa; Chordata; Aves; Passeriformes; Cinclidae
Product: solute carrier family 22 member 13-like
Exons: 10
Coding region: 1-1647 (548 amino acids)
Biological process (GO): transmembrane transport
Cellular component (GO): membrane
Molecular function (GO): transmembrane transporter activity
Source: RefSeq, a predicted model, not a curated record
AUGUCAGGCGUUGGGGAAAUUUUGAAAGCAGUUGGUGAUUUUGGGCGAUUCCAGAAAUGCCUGGUACUGCUCUCUGUGAUCCCCUGCCUCAGUGUGGCUUUCCACCAGUUUUGCCAGCUUUUCAUGGUCCUAGAUGUGCCUUACCACUGUGACACCAGCUGGAUCCGUGCCAUUGGCCCCAACCUGACAGAGGAAGAGCAGCUGAACCUCACCCUGCCCCGGGGCACGGACGGGCAGUUUGAGCAGUGCUCCAUGUACUCCCCGGUGGACUGGGACCUCGAUUCCAUCGUGGCCUACGGGCUGAAUGACACACAGAAGUGCAGCAAUGGCUGGGUGUACCCCUCGGGACAGCCACCAUCCCUGCUGACCGAGUUUGACCUGGUGUGUGAUAAGAAGGACCUGAAUGACAUUUCCCAGGCCAUCUACAUGGCAGGGCUGCUCCUGGGUUCCAUGGUCUUUGGGCCUCUAAGUGACAGGAUUGGCCGCCGACCAGUCAUUCUGAUCUCCGUCUUCCUCCAGGGCUUGUUUGGCCUGGGAAUUGCCUUUGUGCCCCAUUUCUAUGUGUACAUGGCCUUCAGGUGUGUCGUGGGGGCCUCCGUGUCAGGGAUCACCAUGACAAUACUGGCCUUAGCUACAGAAUGGAUUGGUGUCUCCUCCCGGCCAAAGGCAGUGCUCACUUCUCACUGCUGUUUCGCCAUCGGGCAGAUGAUUUUGGCUGGUUUGAGUUAUGGGAUUCGUAACUGGAGGCUGCUGGAGAUUGCAAUAUCUGUUCCUAUAUUUGCCUUUUUCUUCUUCAUCAGGGUGCUCCCAGAAUCAGCUCGCUGGCUGGUGACCAAAGGCAGAAUCGAGGAAGCCAAGAAGCUCCUGCAGAAGGCGGCAGCCACCAACAAGCGCAGCCUCCCUCCAGAGCUCCUGGAGCAGUUGGAGCCUGAGAAGGAGGUCAAGUCUGCAAGUUUCCUGGAUAUCUUUCGGAAGAGGCACCUCCAGAAGGUGACUUUAAUCAUGUCAUGUGCCUGGUUUGUGAACAGCUUUGUCUACUAUGGGCUGAGUUUGAACGUGACAAAUUUUGGCCUGGACAUCUACCUGACUCAGCUGGCCUUUGGAGCAGUGGAAAUCCCAGCCCGAGCUGGUUGUAUCUUCACCCUGCAGAGGUUUGGGAGGAGGAAAACGCAGGCUGUUCUCCUGGUGCUGAGUGGCCUGGUGUGUCUGGUCAUCACUGGCAUCCCUGAAGACCAGCCCGUGGCAACCACCAUCCUGGCCACCAUUGGCAAGUUUGCUGCCUCAGCCUCCUUCUCCACCUCGUAUGUCUAUGCUGCCGAGCUGUUCCCCACGGUUGUCAGGCAGACGGGCGUGGGGCUGUGCUCCAUGUCAGCACGGGUGGCCGGGAUCCUGGCCCCGCUGGUCCGUCUCCUGGGCCGGUACCACGGUGCCAUCCCCAUGGCCAUCUUCGGCAGUGCCCCCGUGCUGGGGGGGCUGCUCUGCGUCCUGCUCCCCGAGACCCGCGGCACCGAGCUGGCAGAUGACACGGGGGCCGGCUGCCCCCCGGCUGAGGUCUGUGAAAAUGCCACCAGCGACUCUCAGAAUGGGCAGGUGAAAGGAAAAGGUUGCGGCCAAGACAAUGACAGCAUGAAGACCACGUACUUCUAG